Molecule: messenger RNA, 1143 nt
Organism: Charadrius vociferus (killdeer)
Lineage: Eukaryota; Metazoa; Chordata; Aves; Charadriiformes; Charadriidae
Gene: NHP2
Product: NHP2 ribonucleoprotein
Exons: 9
Coding region: 1-1143 (380 amino acids)
Cellular component (GO): NuA4 histone acetyltransferase complex
Molecular function (GO): protein binding
Source: RefSeq, a predicted model, not a curated record
AUGUUUGGCACUGAUCAUGCGUCAUCCCCCCUCAUCAUCUGGCAGCUCUCUGCUUCUGAUGUUUUUGACGAGGUGGGCCAUGCCUGGGUGUGGUGGGAGUCUGAGACGGAGUCUCCCAGCGAGUCAGAGAAGAACAGUGACUUCCAGUCUCUUCUCAGCUGGGAUUCAAGCUUGGAUCUGGACAUGGGGGGCUGGAGGAAUACCGAAGAGGUGGCCUUGGAGAAGUUAGAGGAGAGCAGCCAAGAGGCAGACCACGAGCUGGAGUUCAGUGAGCCUCUCUGGGAGGAUGAUAGUGAAGACUACCAAAAGGCAGAGAGAACAUGUGAAGAUGACAGUUUUCUCCAGUUCUUCUCAGAGGACAAGACUCAAGAGAUACCUGGAGAACAAGCUUUAGGUGAGCCACAUCUGCAGAUGAGUAAUCAGGCCCAGAAUCAAGAGGAUAGUGAUAGCACCACUACAGCUCCUGUGCUGGACUCCACAAGCCCUGCCAACACACAGCUGGUGCAGCUGAGCUGGGAUAACCCCCUGCAGCAUUUGCUCUUCAAAAGAACUCUAUUGUCCAUCUGGAAGAUGAUAGCCAGUCACAGAUACAGUGGCCCGUUCCUGAAGGCCGUGUCAGACAAACAAGCCCCUGGAUACAGGGAUGUGGUAAAGAGACCCAUGGAUUUAACCAGCAUAAAGAGAAAACUGUCAAAGGGACACAUUCAGACCAUGGUCCAGUUCCAGCGUGACCUCAUGCUCAUGUUCCAGAAUGCGAUGAUGUACAACAGCUUCAACCACCACGUGCACCGCAUGGCCGUGGAGAUGCAGCAAGAGGUCUUGGAGCAGCUGCAGAUGUUGGCGGCCAAGCACAAGCAGAUCCGUCGCGGUGUGAAGGAGGUCCAGAAGUUCAUCAACAAAGGCGAGAAGGGGAUCACGGUGCUGGCCGGCGACACGCUGCCUAUCGAUGUGUACUGCCACAUCCCCAUCAUGUGCGAGGACAGGAGCCUCCCCUACGCAUACGUCCCUUCCAAAUCGGACCUGGGAGCCGCUGCCGGUUCCAAGCGCCCGACCUGCGUCAUCAUGAUCAAACCCCACGAGGAGUACCAGGAGACCUACGAUGAGUGCUUGGAGGAGGUGGGGGCGCUGCCCCUGCCGCUGUGA